Vigna unguiculata (cowpea) is the source of this 533-nucleotide messenger RNA. RefSeq lists its product as uncharacterized. Lineage: Eukaryota; Viridiplantae; Streptophyta; Magnoliopsida; Fabales; Fabaceae. The record is from RefSeq and is a predicted model, not a curated record.
CUCAGAUUUUCAUCAUACACAAAACAAAUUCAGCUUCAAGUUAUGGCCACCACCACUACCUAUGCUUCUUCUUCUUCAUCACAUAGAUCAUUGGCCAUGGUGUUGGCUUUUGUCUCUGCAGUGGUGUUGUCUCCGUUGUAUGGGAAUUCAAGAAGUGACAGAAGGUACUAUGAAUCAAAAUGGAGCUCUGGUGGUUUUGUUCUGCCUAUGUUUCUUGCUGGUCUCAUAAUUGCCAUAAGAACAACCUCUUCUUCUGUGUCUUCAUCAUCAUCAACACCAAGAGCUUCCUUUCUACCUUCUCCUGAGCCUUCGUGGGUGUUCAGAGUUGGAAGCUCUUCCUGGGGUUUGGGGAUGAUUUUGGUUAUGCUCAUGCUUGUUCUUCACUGGCAAGCCUCAGUUCAAGAAUUCUUAUGGAGAUAGAAGCAUGAAAUCGUUAUAAUCUCUCGUUUUUUUUGUUUCAGAGUGUUGCAUUUUAUGUAUAUGUGUUAUAUUUUUAACGUAUGAAUAUCAGAAACUACUGAGAGUUAAUUAUG